Messenger RNA from Dermacentor andersoni, 2222 nucleotides. Its product is annotated as dermonecrotic toxin LsaSicTox-alphaIB2i-like. Lineage: Eukaryota; Metazoa; Arthropoda; Arachnida; Ixodida; Ixodidae. Gene Ontology annotation, molecular function: phosphoric diester hydrolase activity. The record is from RefSeq and is a predicted model, not a curated record. Gene Ontology annotation, biological process: lipid metabolic process.
AAUUGUGUUAUCUGCCAUGGGCAAUCGUUAAACAUUUCUGAAAGUUUUCGCUGGGACACCCUCUAUAUAUGCGCCAUACCAAACCGAAAGUGGUGAAAGAAGGUUUCCACACUUCGCCGUAACUUCCCAUAUACACGUAAUCACAGCCAGGCCAGAAGAGGCCUCUGAAGAGGCUUCUUCUGACCUCUUCAUCGGACCGUGCCGCAAAUUAUCUCCUCGGAGAGAGUUUUCGUAGCAUAUUUCUAACAUCGUGAAUGAACAACGGAAUGUUGCACCACUUGCAAGCUUGUUUACAAUGCUCAAACCUGGUUGGGCACACUGUAUUGUUGUGUGCUACGCUCUUCUUUUAGUCAACGCGCACGAUUUAUGAGGCAUGCUCAAAGCAAACGCUCAACUUUGAUAAGGAGAGAAGGCCGACCCAAGCGAGUAAUAUCAUCCGCGUUGCAUAAUCGGCUGUUAUCUGCUAUGUAAGAAAAAGCGCGUGGCCUAUCAUGUUUUUUUUUUUUUUGCAUAAGCAUGCGCUUCGCCUAGCUGCAUUCCUGCUCAAAUGCGGCUGUGAGCGCUGCAGCCAAGGCGUUUUGUUUAUACCCUCCUCCAGGCGCGCGCGUAGUUUUGACAGGCGAUAAGUCAUCGCUUCUCCGCUAUGCGUAGAAUGAUAGGGAGCACGCACGUACGCUUUUGGACGUGCUGACUGCCAGAGAUUUUUCGACGACUGGCACCAUAAACGCCCGUGACGUCACAACUUCGCAGACUGACCGGAGCAGCGAGACGCAAGCGGAACAGCGGAUCAUGCUGACCGAGACUUCGCGGCUGCGGGCUAUCCUCGUUGCUCUGCUGACGACUCCUCACCUCGUGAGCGGCUCCGGCCAGAGGCCUGUGUACAACAUCUACCACAUGGUGAACGCCAUCUGGCAAGUGGACGAGGGCAUGCAGCUGGAAGCCAACGCCAUCGAAUCGGACGUCACUUUCGACAAUAACGGCACCGCAACCUGGUUUUUCCACGGAGUGCCGUGCGACUGCUUCAGGUGGUGUGAGCGUUACGAGCAAGUGCCUGCUUUUCUGCGGUACCUCCGGCGAACAACAGACGGGGGCAUAUAUGAAAAACGCCUCGCCCUGCUAGUUUUGGACCUCAAGACUGGCAGUCUUUAUCCGGACAAGAAGUACGUGGCAGGCGUCGACAUUGCGAAAAAGCUCCUGCAUCAUCUGUGGCUUGGAGUCCCUGUCACGAAGGCGUUGAACGUCCUGCUGGCAGUACCCAGCGUCGACGAUGCAGAAGUGUUCCGGGGAGCGGUACUUACCAUCCAUCGCCAAAGGCCCGAAAUGAUCGACAAGAUAGGAUUCGACAUCACCAACAACGAGGACCUGAACACUAUUGAGAAGAUGUAUCGGCAGCUCGGCAUACGAGGUCACCGGUGGCAAGGAGACGGUGUCAGCAACUGCGUCUCUUUCUUUCGACCUGCCCACAGGAUGAACAGCAUCGUCACAAACCGCGACGCGGGAGAAUCGAGCUUCGUCGAGAAAGCUUACCAGUGGACCAUCGAUAUUCCGCAGCAGCUCCGACUGUCGCUCAGGAGAAACGUGGACGGUAUAAUCACAAAUAGACCGGACCUCUUGGCAAGUGUUCUCAAGGAGAACGAAUUUCGAAGCAGGAUGCGACCCGCCAACGUCUCCGACAACCCAUGGACUCGUUUCGGAUGUCGCCACAACUGCGAAAGCAAGCCCUUCAUUUCAAUGGACGUUGUCAGUGAGGGCGGAAUCGCAAGGGCUGCCAGACCUGCUUAACUCAAACAGCGAGGAUGCCUAUAGGAUGAAUGGAUAGUCAUGAGUUCGAUGGAAGCUCGUCUGCUCAGGUAGCGUGUUAGUUUAAUGAAAAAUUACGGUCCCUGACAAAGUCAACAAUGAAAAGUUUGACGUUUCGGAACCUACGCCUGAUGGAUUGAGAACAAGCAACCCGCUGAAACGUCGAACUUUUUAUUUUUCACUUGCUCAGUGACCGUAACUUUUCAUUAAUACAGAACGAGUGGGUGUCCCAAGCAGUGUCGCCCACGGAUUACCUGCGCGGCGUUGCCAGCAUAGAAAACAACCGAGCGUGCAGCCAUGCUGUCCAGGAGAGCCUUCAGGGGCUCGACAAGUGUUCAUCGCAUGUAAGCCCACAAAAUCUUCAAGCCAGAGCACUUGUACUGACCACUAAGAUAAAGUGACAAGUAAAAUUAAGCAACCAA